UUUUUUGAGUUAAUUUACAGUACCUUUGUUUUCUGCUUAGUCUUGUUUUAGAUCGUUCAUGGAGGAAUUCUCUCCCCCUCUUUCUAUUUUUUCCAUUCAUUCUCUCUCUACUUCUCUCUCAUGAGUUCUAUGGUUAUUUGUCUACUGAUAACUUGAGAAAUUGUUCCUCUGUUCGAUGUCGUGUACAUUAGCAAACAAAUGAUUUGAUUCCAUAAGGAAUACGUAUUUGGUGUUCUAUCGUCAAAUUUUUAUGGGGACCACUAGCACCUCUCAAAAGGAUUACGAUGCAUUCCAAGAGAAAGUGAAGAGGACGGUUUUUGUUGAUAAUCUUUCAUCGGAUAUUACUAUUUCGGUCCUAACAAAGGCUCUCGGGCAAUUUGGGAAAGUGAUCAAUGCUGAUUUUUUACCAAAUUACACAGAGUCAAAGUUGAAGGAUGAUACCCAAUGUGCAUUGGUGGAGAUGGAGAACGAAAAGCAAGCAAAGAGCAUAGUUACUGAAUUGAGCUCAUUCUAUUUCAUGAUAGGGGGGAUGCCGAGGCCUGUGAGAGCAAGGCUAGCGAAGGCUGAGAUGUUCAGUGAGAGGCCAUGUCCUCCAAAACGAAAGAUCCUGAUACGAUGGGUCCCACCUUCAGAACCUGAUUUCAUGGUGGCAGAGAAGCUAAAGCAUCUUACAAAAAGACAUGCAGCUGAGGCUUCAUUGUUACUCAAGUAUCAAUCGGAUGAAGAAACGAAGCUUGCAGAGCACCAAGCUGAGACGUUGAAAAUGAGUUCUAAGAAAUAUGAUAUGAUAGAUGGCAUAAUCUUGGAUGGUACUUUGAGUCGAUUGGGUCGACAUUACAAUAUGAAGACUGUUGAUGGCUGAGGAUGUCUGGCAAUAAAUUUUUUUAUGCUUGAGAAUACUUAUUAAUUUAUGUGAUCCUCACUUAUGUAGGACUCCUGUAAAUGUGUUUCAAUUGAAUAGUUUUAAUUGAAUGGAUCAUUUUUUAUUUAAUAGAUCAUACUCUAAUAGAUGCGACACCAUGAAUCAAUAUGAAGACUUAAGUUUUCUAAUC
Messenger RNA from Amborella trichopoda, 1052 nucleotides. Its product is annotated as ASI1-immunoprecipitated protein 1. The record is from RefSeq and is a predicted model, not a curated record. Gene Ontology annotation, molecular function: RNA binding. NCBI's taxonomy places the organism in Eukaryota, Viridiplantae, Streptophyta, Magnoliopsida, Amborellales, Amborellaceae.